Plodia interpunctella (Indianmeal moth) is the source of this 761-nucleotide messenger RNA. RefSeq names its product cuticle protein 16.5-like. The transcript has a single exon. The record is from RefSeq and is a predicted model, not a curated record. NCBI's taxonomy places the organism in Eukaryota, Metazoa, Arthropoda, Insecta, Lepidoptera, Pyralidae. The coding region runs from base 59 to 652 and encodes 197 amino acids.
AAGAAUUGGGCAUCAGUCGAUUUGAGCUCAUCGAUCAGACAACCCAACACAGACCACAAUGUACAAGCUGGUGGUGUUGUUUUCCGUGGUGGCUAUUGCAGUGGCCAAGCCUGGUUUAGUGGCGCCACUGGCGUACUCCGCAGCUGUGCCUGCUGUCAGCUCGGUGUCACAGUACAGUUCCAGCGUUCUUCACGGAAGCCCAGUGGUAUCCGCUGCCGUACCGGCCGUGUACAGUGCUCCUGCAGUUUACGGUCCCACCGUGGUCGCGCCCGCUGUGGUCCCCGCCGUAGCUGGCUUGGCCCAGGCUCCUCACUCACCAGCUGUGGUCCUGGAUGCCGUUCAAGGAGUGCCUCUGGACACCCCCGAAGUUGUCGCAGCUCGCGCCGCCCAUUACCAGGCUAAGGCUCUGUCUGGACUUCACCAUCUGAAGAAGAGAUCCCUCGCCCCCGUCGCCUACAGCUCUGUAGUAUCUCCCGUCGCACCUGUUGUAUCCGCCUACUCAGCCCCCUUGGUACAAUCUCCCCUUAUAUCCGCUUAUUCUUCCCCCGUGGUGUCAGCCCCUCUUGUUUCCGCUUACUCCGCUCCCGUCUUGGGUUCCCCUCUUGCCUACUCCGCUGUAGGCCCCAGAGCCCUUAGCGUCCAUCCCUGGUAAAUACGAUUGGUUUGUAAUUUUGUACAGCAGGCCGAUCUAGGUCUGAUCUAUGAUAAAAUGUAAAUAUAUCUUCUUAAAUCACUGCCGAAAUAAAAAUAUUUAUAAAUAA